Messenger RNA from Olea europaea var. sylvestris, 1147 nucleotides. Its product is annotated as phosducin-like protein 3. Gene Ontology annotation, biological process: protein folding. NCBI's taxonomy places the organism in Eukaryota, Viridiplantae, Streptophyta, Magnoliopsida, Lamiales, Oleaceae. The record is from RefSeq and is a predicted model, not a curated record. Gene Ontology annotation, cellular component: cytoplasm. The transcript is spliced from 4 exons. The coding region runs from base 111 to 860 and encodes 249 amino acids.
CUGCACUCAGCCAAACGCGCUCUUAAAUUGGCAUUUGGCUUUUUCUUUUGCUUUCCAGAAUCAAUCGAUCGAUCCGAUUCAGAGAAAACGCCAACGCAGAGCAGAAGGCGAUGGGAGAUUACCACUUCGUGUAUAAGGAUGUGGAAGGAGCCUCAACGCAGUGGGACGACAUUCAGAGAAAAUUAGGGAACCUCCCGCCGAAGCCGGCGCCGUUCAAGCCACCGGCUUUCACCGUUGCCGAUGACGAGGAUUCCAUAGCUAAAGACAAGGCAUGGAUAGAAGAUAAAACAGAGGAAGAGUUAGAAGAUCUUGAGGAUGAUCUCGACGACGAUCGCUUCCUUCAAGAGUACAGGAAGAAGAGAUUGAUGGAGAUGAGAGAAGCGGUCAAGAUUGCCCGGUUUGGUUCAGUGGUUCCAAUUUCUGGAUCAGAUUUUGUACGUGAAGUUUCACAAGCUCCUCCAGAUGUCUGGGUAGUAGUGAUGUUGUACAAGGAUGGAUUUCCAGAGUGCCGUCUUCUUUUGGAAUGUAUACAAAUACUGGCAACAAGAUAUACUGCAACAAAAUUUGUCAAAAUUAUAUCCACAGAGUGCAUUCCUAACUAUCCAGAUCAUAAUCUUCCCACGCUGCUGGUUUAUAACAAUGGUGCUGUUAAGGCUACUCAUGUGGGGCUCCAUAAUUUUGGUCGGAGAUGCACGCCCGAAAGUGUUGCUCUCGUUCUCUGCCAGUCAGAUCCCGUGCUCAAUGAUGGACAGUGUGGUGGAGAGCAAUCCCGCCAAGCUGUCCUUGAUGGAAUCACGAAGAAGUUUGUUGAGAGCGUGGUGAGAGAGCACGAAGAUGAUGAUGGAUCUUCAAGUGAUUAAUUAAGUUUUCUUUUUCAUUUCUUUCCAUUUGUUUUUUUCCCUUUUUCUUUUUGGUGGGUGGAGGGGGAUUUUUGUGUUUUGUAGUGUGAGUUAUUUCCUUCUUUUCUGAUCAGAUAUCUGUGACAGGUUUAUUACUAUGUUGUUGUGUGAAUUGUCGAAUGGGGUUCUUGUGGUAAGAUAUAUAAUUUUUCCUAGUAAAAGAGAAAACUUAUUAGAUCUCUAGCAAAUACCUUAAAUCCUUUGUGGUUUAACAAAUAUGUUUAAUUUGGUUCGAUCAAAUUCGUGAA